CGCGCAGAGAAUCUUUCGGUUACGACGGAAUCAACCAAUCGAAAGGUAGACUUUUCAUACCAACGCUAAGAAUGUAGAUAAAUUGGUUAAACUGCAGUGUCGCGUAUCUUCAAUCUGGCGAUCUGUCAAUUGCUUAUAACGAAGAAACAGCUGAUCCUUAUGAUCGAGAUACUGACAAAUUUUAUCCCAUCAACAAAGGUUACAUGUGACAUUUGCAAAGUAAAUACUGUACAUUUUCUUUACCAGUACUCCUCGCAUUUUUUUUCGACGAAUGAUAGCGUGGGGACAUUAUGGUAUACGCAAUGACUUGUACCGUAUCCCAAAAAAAUGAAUGCAACUCUACGGUGUUACUGGUUGCAACGCCUCUUUUUAUUUAAGUGUGCACCACAUUAAUGCAAUAAUAAUAUGCUAAGGUCAAAAGACUCUGACAGCGACGGUGUUACAACUAAUACCGUACGAGUCCAAGAAAGUUGUAGAGGAAAAAAAGGUGAUAAGGGACAUGAAGAAAGUAGUGGAUGCAUUCUAAAAAACGCUUUGCUUUCUAUACAAUCUGACGAAGAAGAUUUCUUGGAGAAAGAAGCAUCCAAGGUCUUACUUCUUCAGAAAGGAUCAGAUGUUGACGGUGAGUCUGCAACUAAUUCUUGGAAUAAUGUAAAUACAGAUUCGUCGGUAUCAUACGUCACUUCUAUUCCUAAUGGAAAAGAAUUUGUUAUUUUAACUGGUCUUGAACAAGUUAAUGAUAAAGCUGUGACUACGACUAAAGGACUGAAACUGUAUGAUAGUUUGAUCCCUUUUGAAAAAAAUUCUAAAAUUCAACAUAGUUCAAAACAGCACAAUAAGAUAAUAUUGUUGGGCGAAUUUGUGUCCGAACAAGAAGCAAUAAUUGGUAUUAAAAACGGGGAACAAACAGAGACUUCGAAAGAAAUAAAAGAAAGCAUGGAACAAAUAAAUUAUAAUACCAAAACAUUCGAUAAUAGUCAGUUUGAGAAAAAUGAGGCAGAUCUUAAGGAAAGUAAUAAUUGGUUGAAGAGUUUCCGACCUCUUCCUCUCUAUUAUACAGAACGUGGUAAACCUUAUUUGAAGUGUCCAGCCUGUGGUGCUAUGUUUUUCACAUCGACCUCAUUUCAAAAACAUCUUUUUACACAUAUGUAUAAGGAAAGAGAAGCAUAUACUUGCUCAUUUUGCGAAUAUACUAACACAGAACCUGGUAUGUUGUUCGCCCAUUUGUCAAAGCACCAAGAUCAGUGCGAAUAUUGCAAUGAAAAUAUAAUGCGCAAAAGUAAUUUUGAAAAACACUGGGGUAUUUGCUCUCUAAGUUUCAGUAUCAAGAGAGAUCGCAGAGGAAGAUUUGUAUGUACAAUGUGUAAACUAGUGUUUGAUUUGUUGCCCCAAUUAGAAAAACAUUGGUUUAAACAUGCUUGCAAAAAAAGGCGGACUUACCAGUGUAAAGAAUGUGGAGGAUUGUAUGGAAAUAAAACCAUAUUACAAAAUCACAAGUGUUUAAAGUGUCCCGUCUGUGGUGAAGUUUAUGAUAGCUUACAUAGAUUAAAGGCACACACAAUGUGGAUGAAACAUCAUUUGAAGUGCCUAAUUUGUUCCUACGAAUUUGUUCUCGCAAUGGAUCAUGAAAAACAUUUAGCUAUGCACAGACAGGCUUAUUUACCUAUGAAAGAGCAUGCUCAUUGUUUGGAAGCAGCCGACGGAAAAUCAUAUCAAUGCGAUCUUUGUGACAAAAUAUUUUAUGCUUUAACACGACUGAUAUUACAUGUAAAGGAAGAUCACGGAAUAGAGGACAUAAAAAGAGAAGCUAUUAAAGAGGAGAAGGAUGAGAAGGAGCAUAACGAGGCAAGCAGCAGAUUACACGUCGGUACAACAGUGUGGACAAGUACUUUGGCUGUGAAUCGCUACUAAUUGCUCCUGCGAAGUACGAAAAAUUGGAAUACAAAUGUGUAAUAAUUUUAAACAUACAUUUUAUACUCUUACGAAUAUAUAACACAUAAUUACGUUAUAGAAAUUAAAUCGUACUGUUGUUGAAACUCAAUAUAUAAAUGUCUAUGUUAAGAGUUAGUAAGUUCCCGAAUUUAUGAUAGAGGCACACAAAUUAUUAUUAUUAUUAUAAAUCAUAUUAAAAUGAUACGUUAAAUUUAUAAUUAUAUGCUUAUAAGCAAUGUAUUUAUUUUAUAAAAUUUUAUUCGGAAAAAAUAAUAUUAUAAGAAUUUGAUUUUAUUAAUUGUUCAAACAGGGUAGCUUGCACAAUGUCAAAUGCUUUAAUGAUGCUUCUCUAAUUUGUCUGUACCCUUGCGCAUAAAAAGGAGUGGGCAUCAAAAAUUUUCGAUUAUUAAAUAAUGUACUCUCAAAAUAAUAUACCGUUAUAUUAUUCUU
Molecule: messenger RNA, 2382 nt
Organism: Vespa mandarinia (Asian giant hornet)
Lineage: Eukaryota; Metazoa; Arthropoda; Insecta; Hymenoptera; Vespidae
Source: RefSeq, a predicted model, not a curated record